Molecule: messenger RNA, 2568 nt
Organism: Conger conger (European conger)
Lineage: Eukaryota; Metazoa; Chordata; Actinopteri; Anguilliformes; Congridae
Gene: wee2
Product: WEE2 oocyte meiosis inhibiting kinase
Exons: 12
Coding region: 151-1782 (543 amino acids)
Biological process (GO): protein phosphorylation; mitotic cell cycle; regulation of meiosis I
Cellular component (GO): nucleus
Molecular function (GO): ATP binding; non-membrane spanning protein tyrosine kinase activity; magnesium ion binding
Source: RefSeq, a predicted model, not a curated record
ACUUGUCAGUAUAUUGACAUCGGUCCAAUGUGGCCAAUAGAAGGAACACUGAAUAUAUGGGCGGGUUUUUUUUGUGAAAAUCUGGACCCAGCAAAUUAGCUCAAUUCGCGCGAAACUCAAGAAUGGUUGCGUGAAAGACCGUGAGAAACAAUGGCGACGGGGCGCGCAAGCGACAACACGGUUCAGGAGCUUGAUUUCUCCAGCUGCGGAGAGGACGGUAGCGAUAGCAGCUCGGACGACUGGGAGACCAGGAUCACCCGAAGCCCGGAAUCAAUUUGCAGGACACCCAAAAUAUCGCGUCAUCGCUCCCGGCGCGACGCGACUCCCUCUGAAUUUCCGACCACACCUUUACGCUGCGCGUGGAAAAAGCUCAGACUGUGCGAUUCACCCAGCACGCCCAAGAGCCUGCUUUCCAAGUCUGCCCUGUCCAACUCCGUUAGCAAGCCAUGCAGUAGUCAGAGGUCUCUGCACUUCACCGGGGCUAGUGAACCCACCCGCCAUAGCCCAGCGCCCUCUGUCAAUGUGAACCCCUUCACUCCCAACACAUUCCGCAAAGCCAGUGAGACCCUCAAGAGGAAGGGUUGGAGGAGCGAUGAAGAUGAUCAACUUGGGGACAAAGAAGACCAUACGUCGUCAGAUGAGGACGAUGAAACAUUUCUCCCAUCGAAGAGGCCGGCUGUGCAAGCCUCCAUGUUGUCGCGUUACGAGAGCGAGUUCCUGGAGCUGGGUCGCAUUGGCAUAGGGGAGUUUGGCGCUGUGUACAAAUGUGUGAAGAGGUUGGACGGCUGUCUGUACGCCAUCAAGCGUUCCCGCCGCCCGCUUGCUGGUUCAGCCAAUGAGCAGCUGGCCCUAAAGGAGGUGUACGCCCAUGCUGUGCUAGGUCAUCACCCGCAUGUAGUGCGCUACUACUCCGCAUGGGCAGAGGAUGAUCACAUGAUCAUCCAGAACGAGUACUGUGAUGGUGGGAGCCUCCAUGAUGCAAUAACAAAAAAGGAAAAGCUGGGGGCGCUGUUCCUGGAGCCGGAGCUUAUGGACCUGCUGCUCCAAGUCUCUAUGGGCCUGAAGUACAUCCACAGCUCUGGGCUAGUGCAUCUUGACAUUAAACCCAGUAACAUAUUCAUCUGUCAACGGCUCCCUGCGAACACUGGUGGUGAAGGAGAGAGUGAGGAAGAGGAAGAUGGGAGCCUAUCCACAGCGGUGCUUUAUAAAAUUGGUGACCUUGGUCAUGUGACAUCCAGCAGCAGCCCACAGGUUGAGGAAGGGGACAGUCGUUUCCUGGCCAGCGAGGUUCUGCGUGAGGACUACACCCACCUGCCCAAAGCGGACAUCUUUGCCCUGGGCCUGACAUUGCUGCUGGCAGGCGGUGCGCCACCACUGCCAUCUAAUGGAGAAGAGUGGCAUAGGCUGCGUCAGGCCCAGCUGCCUGUUCUAUCCCAGAAGCUUUCACCUGCCUUUCAAAGCCUAAUCCAGAUGCUGCUGCACCCUGAGCCACACUUACGUCCCUCUGCCUCAGCGCUGUGCAGACAUCCCCUCCUGCGUAGGGAAAGUGCCAAGAAAAUCGCUUCACAGCUGCGCAAGGAGCUCAACGUGGAGAAGUUCAGGACUGCCAUGCUGGAGAGAGAGCUGAAGGAGGCCCGUAUGGCAGCUCUGUCCCCACAGCAACCCUUCCACUCAUUGGUGCAGCAGUUCUCUGCUCAUGGUGGUUCACUCCCCAGAACGGGCAACAGAGUGGUUGGGAAAAAUGCUGCCAGGUCUAUGAGCUUUGGCUGCCCAGGGUACUGACCCAAAACGGACCAUAGCAUGCUGCCCCUCUUUCAACCUGACAGGACAUAUGCCUCUGUGAAGCCCAUAUCAUGACCGUGAGAAGCCUGGACACAGCACUGCACACACUAGCAGGAGAGGGGACUGUUUGCUUGUGUGUCUACAUGCCAGCUUUCCACAGAUACCUGAGUGAGGUUAAAUCCACCUGUAGCAACGUGAGCACCGUGCAGAGCACUGAUGAGUGCGUCCUUCUCUUUCUGUAACUCUUUACAUGGACGGACUGGAGCACAGCAGGGUCCAGUGGAGAUGGAGGCCAGGAAUAGGGCGAGGAUGGAGUGGGAGAAGGCAGAAUGCUGGCUGGCAGAUAACCUGGAUAAAAAGCAUAAACUUUUAUGGCAGAUGCUCAUUUAUGUUCGGUUUACCAUUAGUGCCAAACAGGUUUUGUCCAUCUACCAUUUUAAUGAGUGACCUUGCUUCUUGCUCCUGUUUGUAAGAGUAAUGUUCCUCUAGUGUAAAGUGGCAAGAAAUGUUAUACUUGUACCUCCACAUCUCCAGACUGUAAUCCUCCAAUGCCGCCUCCUGGUUUGCAGUGUAUUGUGCAGCAGCUGGGCCAGCAGUGGUUUGCGCUGCAAUGUGGGCAAAUUUGGAGACUGCUCUGACCAUGACAGCAACUCACACUGCAGAAUACGUUGCACUGUGGAAUGGCUCUUGAGAGUAUCAGUUAAGUGAUGUCUUUUUUAAACUGUGUUUUUAAAUGGGCUGUUAAUUUCUGUAACUGUAAAUAAAAGUUUUAAGUUUGUUUUUAAA